AUGUCCAAUACACGAAGAUACAACCAAAAGGUCUCGAUUGACCGUAAAACAGGCAGACUGCGUUACGGCCGAACGAAGGCUUCUGAGGCUGCCGAGCGUGCCCUAAGGGGCAGAUUACCUUCGAUUCUGGCGGUUGAAACUCCCAUCGUGGCCUCGGUAGUGGAGUCCGACAAUGUUCAUGGCUCAGAACACGAACGGAGAGAUAGGACAGGGGCCGAGAAGGGCACGGAUGCCGAGGCUGCCGGGCCUGCCGGGCCUGCCGGCCGUGCCGGUGCGGCCGAAGCCGCCACCGCUGCCGGACAUGCCGGUCAUCGGCAGCCCUACGACUACGAGCGGGAUGAGCCCACAUGGGGAGUCGACCCCGGCCAGCCCGAGCACUUUGAGAUACCACAGGCUAAACAAAGGGGUCCGAGCGGGCCCGAACAUGUUCGUGAAUUUGUUCAAAACAUCCCCCAGUGGGCCUGGAUCCUCAUUCUGCGUCAAAGUCGUCCUAAGGACGGCCUUUGUCAACGAUGUAAGGGACCUUCUCGAGGAGCGGCUGACUGGCGGAACCAGGCGGGCUUUUUGCCCCACAUAUCCCCUCGCGUCCCGGCCGGACUACGAUCUAGACGACGGGAUAAAGGGAAAGGGCCGGCACGGCCGGCAUCGGGAGCGGUCCCUUCGGGAGGUUCGGGAAUCGUAGCGCCCGACAUUCUCUCCGUUGGAGGUCGUCCAUCCCCUCAAGAUGGAAUGGAUCAGGACGUUAUGGGUGAGGCCGAAGGGUGGGCGGCGGCAGAAGCCCAGCCAUUGGGUCCCCUGUGCCAUCCCGACGAGAGUGCAUUUGAACCAGAACUCAACGUACUGUAUGGGGCUUACGAUGCGUAUCAAGAGAUAGAGAAUCUCGAGCCGGAGGAGGAGGAGGGAGGGACAGAUGAUACUCAGCAUGCACCCUCUGGAGCGGGAGAGGAUAGCGAGACUGCCGGGGCUGCCGGGGCUGCCGAGGGCGCCGACACCAGCACAGCACCUGCCGGACCGGCCGACAAUACCGCCGAGAACGCCGAACCGGCCGGGGCCGCCGGGCUGGGCGAAGAGCGGCCGACGCCGCGUAGUUCGGCUGCCAUUCCUCGAUACGAUCUCCACGGCUUUGCAGUGUUAGCCCUCGUGCACGACAACGGGGUUCAUGGACUGGGAGUCAACUUUUGCAAAUGCGAGGGGCAUCUUCCCGAGCAUGAGCAGCUCCUGAUGGCUGGCUUGUUCCCUGCCAGUACCAAGGAUCCGGCGACAGCCUAUGAUGUCGGAAGCUUGGAAAAGGCCCUCAUAGAGGAAGUUGAGUGUCAUACGCCCGUUGAGUCGUAUUGGAAAAAGAUUUGCCGGUAUACGGUUCCUGAAGAUCCUGCUGCCACUGUGAACAAAUAUGCGAUUACCACCCGCGUUCAUAGGGAGUUUAGAGCUCUGAGAGAGUAUACAGAGUUUGGAUUUGCCCAUCAAGACCCCACCCAGCGCCGGGCACCGCAGGCCGGAGAGAUGGCCUAUCGCUGCAUUGCGUGCCCCUACAUUUGGAAUGUCCCUCGAAACUUCGAAUCUUUGCCACAGCAUCAAAAGGACAGGUACUUCAAUGCAUGGACCAUAGACGGUAACAUGAAGGCUGAACACACGACACCCCGUCGUCCGGGAAAUAAUGUGCAAAUCUUUCCGGGCACAGGGUUUCUAGCAGACCCAGACGACUUUGCCAGAUGCACGAAGGUCGCCAAGACUGACCGUGAUCUUCCUUCCACAGUGACGCAGGAUCACGACCUAUGUCACCAACAUACUGCCGCAGGUGCCGGGUCGGCCAAAGCCGAUCCUUCUAAAGACAUCCGCGGCAUCCUUUCUAUCUGUUGUGCCCGGCAUGGCGGCAUGCUGCCGGGCGGGACCGUGGACAUCUACUUUGUAGAGAAUCAAGCCCAGGCCGACUACGCGUUGAACAACUCUAUGAAGCUGAAUCUGGACCCACGAAUUUCCACACGCCUCAUCAUUGGCUACGAUAUCUGGUGUCAAUACGGGGUUCAUCUACUGGAGCGCUUCCGCCGUUUCGGUCACCUCUCAUUCCCGGAGUUUCUGACAGAACUUACCGGCAUUGUGGGUGCCUGGCACAUUUUCGCGCAUGUUAGAGAGUGCUUCGGCCGGUUCUCCGGUCUGUAUGUCUGGGGCAUCGGCUUCAUCGACAUGGAGAUUCUCGAGACAUUAUGGUCCAUUCUCAACAUGAUUACCCAGUCGUGUCGGAAUAUGUCCCGUGCCAACAGGGAGGAGACCAUCAACUUCAACAUGAACGACAUGAACCUCAAGAAAAUUCGUAACAUGACCUCCACGAUCAUUCGCAAGUACAAGAAGAAGGUGGCCAUUCGCACGCGUCGUAUGGCGCUCCUCGAGACCAUGGACGGUCUCUGCUCUAGUAUUAGCCGUGCGCGCUGGGAGCAUCAACUCCAGGUGGUGUACCGUGAGCGCACUGUGCACUUGCGGAACCCGGCAAGUUACAAUGCGAAGUUUAUGGACGACUUCCUGAACAGCUCUUUUAUAACGCCCGAUAAGCACGCGGUUGAGACAGAAUUGAUAGAACGCGAGAAGGAGGAAUCGGACGAGCCCGGCCUGGUCAAGCUCAUCAUGAACGGCCUACAAAUCGAGAUUGAGCAGCUUAGCUGGCAGGCAUUCGAAAAGAACUACUCUCCGCUCUCGGAAUCCAAUCAACGGAAGCUGAGUGCGGCAAGGGCUUCGCUCAAAGCCAGGGUGAAGAAACACAACACGCUUGCCGUUGAGCUUCUAGGUCGCCUCCCGGAUGGUGAUCCUUUAUUUGGCACUGGGGUCAGGUUGGGUGCUCUCAAUGAUGACGAGGACACAGAACCAGGGGAAUGGCGCCGAGCCCGGCAGCCGGACGCCCGGCAGCCGGGUACUCGGCACUCAAAUCUUCGGCAGCCGGAGUACAGUCCCGUGGACCUUCCUUCCUCACGAGGCCUUCCUCUGGACACAGCCGUGAUGGCACGGGCCGGUGCCUACGAAAUAGCUCUACGAGUGGCAUGGAUGGCGCACCUUUUACACGAGAUCUGCAUGAGCCUUGUCGUGCAAAUGGAGAUCUUUCGUCGCACUAUCAAACGAACACCAGGAUCUCGUCCAAUGACGCAACGCGACAAAGCCCAAAGCUCCUCCAAUAUGCGCGAGCAGUAUCAGUCUGUCCGUGUAUACGCUCAGCAGUAUAAUGUCUUCCGCGAGCGGAUGCGAGGGCUGCAACCUGCCGAAGGCUUCAAGAAUGCACAUGCCGAGUAUGCCGAGGCUGCCGAUCGCGACCGGGGUCGGUACAGACUUUUGCAGGCCAAGGACAUACGCUGCGAUGUCAACGCCUACGACUUGCUGAACUCACACACGUUCAAGCUUCCUUGGUUUUGGAAGCUUACCGCCCGUCGCGAAGAUAUUUCUGACGAAAUGUUCGUGCAAGAGUUCUUCCGUAUGCGAUGGAUCAACGCUCGCGCUGGCGUGGAUCGUAGUGAUGAGGAGAUUGGCGUUUUGCAUGCCGAAAUGGGGAUGGUUCAUAUGGGUUACGGCCAUAUGGCCGAGGAGUGGGGUGAACGUGCACUUUUGAUGGAUGAGCUGGGGCAUGAUACUCAUGCCGCAACGGCAUGGGAGAGGGAGGAUAUUUGGCUGGAGUUCGCUGCGCGUGCUAAAGAACAGUUCAAUCUUAUUGUUCCAGGCGUAAUACAGUGA
Messenger RNA from Peniophora sp. CBMAI 1063, 3711 nucleotides. Lineage: Eukaryota; Fungi; Basidiomycota; Agaricomycetes; Russulales; Peniophoraceae. The record is from the annotation of a GenBank genome assembly.